Messenger RNA from Cantharellus anzutake, 303 nucleotides. RefSeq lists its product as uncharacterized. The transcript has 2 exons. The annotation marks the transcript as partial. NCBI's taxonomy places the organism in Eukaryota, Fungi, Basidiomycota, Agaricomycetes, Cantharellales, Hydnaceae. The record is from RefSeq and is a predicted model, not a curated record.
CCCUACUUCCCUUGGUGUUCACUCGCGGAAUCGAACCUCGUAGAUUGGCUGGCAUCUAGUGGGCUCUCUAAAGCAAAGAUCGACAGCUUCCUACAACUUGAAUGGACCCGGGACCAUCCUUAUCUGCCAUCAUUCCCGAGUGCAAGCAAUAUGUUUGAGAGGAUUGAGACCUCGAUGCCAACGGGCCCGGACUGGUUCAAGACAGAGAUUACCUUGUUGGAUGCGCCAACUGAACCUCAAACAUUCUUCUAUCGCGACAUAAUCGACUGCGCCAAGUUCCUCUACUCCAACCCAUCCUUUCAG